CAUAUUAUAUUUCAACCGGGAAAUGAUACUUGCCAGCCAUGAUAUCUCGGUUUGCAAUGACACAAAAGAGAAGUGUUUCUUGUAUGAUAUUGUUGCAAAUGGUCGAACUGGAAUAGAUGUUGACAAGUUUGACUAUAUUCAACGAGAUUGCCGAGCUUGUGGCCUUGGUUGCAAUUUUGAAUUUCAGAGGUUAAUGGAAUGCAUGCAGUUGAUAGAUGAUGAAAUAUGCUCUCGUGCCAAGGAGUAUCUUACAGUCAACAAACUAUUUACCACCCAGGCUGAUCCCUAUCAAACAGUAUAUACGCAUGCAAAAGUUAAGGCAAUGGAGCUCAUGUUUGUAGAUGCACUUCUAAAAGCAAACUGUCUUCUGAAAAGAAGAGUUUUAGAGAUUGAGGUUGAAGGAAUUCAUACUCCUACCUCUUCAACACAAGCCCAAAUCCCCUCUUUGUAUCUUUAAAAUCAUCAGUUUCGAUCUUGGGAAGAUCAAGUGAUACAUGGAUUGGAGGAGAAGGAAUGCUCCAUGCUGUAUACUUUAAAAAAGACAAUCAAGGAAAGUGGACCUUGUCCUACAAGAACAGAUACGUUGAAUCAGAGAUGUACAAGCUUGAGAAAGAGAGGAAGAGGCCCUCUUUUCUUCCUGAAAUUGAGGGGGAUUCUCCAGCAAUCCUAGUUGCUUAUUUACUAAAUCAGGUAAGGCAAUUAUUUCUUCUAAAUUAGGCCAUAGAUCUGUUUGAAAUGGUGGAAAUAAAUCAUGUAAGGUUGUUAAAAUUCAUGUUUGUGAUUAAUUAAAUCAAGUCCCAGUUAAUAAUAUUGUAUUCAUUAUAUUUUUCUGGAGGCAAAUCAUCUUUCCAACCUGAGUGGCUGCUGCAGUUGGAUAUAGACUCAUUGACUUGAAGCUGAUUUUUUUCUCUGCUUUAGGUAAAAGAUAUAGUAGAAGUGGAUUUUUUAUCUCCUUCUCAUGAUUCUAGGUAUUUUCGUCAUCUCUCUAUAGCUGAAUCGAUUUUAGAAUUUUCUUCUUUUCAUUUUUCCUGCAAUUUUAUAUGAUGAACUGUCAUUACGUUUCAUCUUUUCAAUUUUGAUCGAAUUUCUGCUGUUUCUCUACUUGGAAUUUGAGAAUCAAGGAAUAUCUUCUCUUCUUGAGGUGAAUGUGUAUCAUGUUUGGAGCUAAAAUACAAACCACAUGUUUGGAGGCAAGUGGCUAUCUAUAAAAUAUAGAGCAUGGCUGAUGGGGCUAUGUUGGAAUUCACAGCUCAGGAUUCAGAGAUUUCCUUCUAAAGCCGGAGCUUCUUCAAGCCAUUGUAGAUUCAGGAUUUGAGCAUCCUUCAAAAGGCAAAUUCUUGUCAAGUUCUUCUCAUUUUCUGUUUG
Molecule: messenger RNA, 1365 nt
Organism: Magnolia sinica
Lineage: Eukaryota; Viridiplantae; Streptophyta; Magnoliopsida; Magnoliales; Magnoliaceae
Exons: 8
Coding region: 23-457 (144 amino acids)
Biological process (GO): dGTP catabolic process
Cellular component (GO): nucleus
Molecular function (GO): dGTPase activity
Source: RefSeq, a predicted model, not a curated record